GCUUGUUUUUGUAGAGAGGCGGAUGUAGCCUGAACUCUGGUCUGGCAGAUCUCCAGCGGUAGUAAGAGGCUGCAGUGUGCGUUUGUGGUUUGGUACAGCACCUUCCAACAGACACACACGCACACCGAGACAGUGGCUGGCACUGACAAGGCGAAACAAAACAAUAAUACAAAAUAAAGCAAGAAAGAAUGGAAACAAAAUCGAAAUAAAAGAUCCCUGAGUGUCGAUAUUGGAAACGACUCGCUUCGGUCUGGAAAUGAUCAAGACUGGGUCGCUAUUACUUUCCGAUUCCAUAAUAUUAACCCAUUGACCGAUCGUGCGUUUUUAAAUGAUGUAUUAUAUUCGAUGUGUCUUUUCCAGUUGUUGGUACCUCAUGACUGCCGCUGACAUCCAGUCCUGUCACCUUUCGCAGACGCUGUAAGAAAAAAAAACGGUUGAAGUUAAUGACUUCCCCUAGCCUCAGCGACCUGAGCAAGAGUGAGAAGGCAGCCUUGGAUGAACGGGGGACGCAGCACAGACGGGCCGGGGCCAACGCCACUUGGAACAGUAUCCACAAUGGAGUGAUUUCUGUGUUCCAGAAGAAGGGGCUACCAGAGAACGAACUGUACACCCUCAACGAGGGUGUGAGACGGCUGUUGAAAACGGAAUUGGGAUCAUUUUUCUCGGAAUACCUACAAAACCAGUUACUUACAAAAGGAAUGGUCAUACUAAGGGACAAAAUCCGAUUCUAUGAAGGUCAGAAGUUGCUGGACUCCUUGGCCGACACAUGGGACUUCUUCUUCAGCGACGUCCUGCCUAUGCUUCAGGCCAUCUUCUAUCCUGUACAGGGGAAGGAGCCCUCAGUCAGACAGCUGGCUCUCUUGCACUUCAGGAAUAUCAUCACACUCAACAUUAAACUGGAGGAUGCCAUUUCCCGCCCGCGGGCCAGAGUCCCUCCUUCCAUCAUUCAGAUGCUGCUGAUAUUACAGGGGGUGCACGAGUCCAAGGGAGGGACGGAGGACUACUUGAAGCUUGAGGCCCUGAUCCAGAAGGUUGUCUCUCCGUACCUGGGAACCCACGGGCUCUUCUCUGACAACGGCCAAGUCACUCACUGCACCUGUGUUCUGGAGACGCGUUACCUCCGGCGCUGCGCCAAGGCGAGCGAGGUGAUCGGGAAGAAUCCGGUGGUGCGCUCCAAGAGCUACAACAACCCCAUGCUGACCCCCGUGGUGGAGUACGAGUGCGAGGUGGGCUCCGCCGGCAGCACGGGCAUCAGGAGGCACUCCGUCUCCGAAAUGACCUCCUGCCUCGGGCUGCAGGGCUACUCCAACCUCACCACCAUCAUGGACACCGGCUCCAAAACCUCCAUGGCCAAAACCAACCAAUCGGGUGAGCAGGACCUGUCAGGAGGGGGAGGAGCUUCUCCGACCUCCAAUCCAGUACUCUUCUUUGAGCAGUACCCCGGGGGCGACCAGCACGCUGCCUCCCUGAACCCCUCGCAUUCCUCCAGCCCCGAGACCACAGUGGACCAGAUCUUGGAGUCCAUGGACUCCGACUCGGAGGGCAUUUUUAUUGAUUUCAGCCACCGAUGCUCCAACUCUCCUGGGUACAGCAGGGAGACCAGCAGACGGAGCGUGGUGUAGGAACGCAGGGAGAAGUGGAGAAUAGUUGUUGUGUGACAAUCAGCAAUGCAGGACCAAGUCAUCUCUUGCCAGAUUUGCCUGUCAAAAUAUCUCAAUUUGAUUUUUUUUUCCUUUUCCUUUGAAACAGCAUUUUUGUUUCCACCUAUUUUAUGCCUAAUAUAGACCCAUAUAAGAGCUAAGAUUGUUAAACAGGAAGAUUGAAAUGUAGGGAAGAGUAAAUGGUCUUAUAUUAUAUACGUUAGGGACAUACAUGUAGAUCAUCUCCCAUCUGAAAGGGUCUGACAAAGAGUCUUUACUGUGCAUUGACUGAGAAGUAUACUGUCCCGUGCUGAGACAUUGAGCAGAGCUGUUGAUUACUGUAACUCCUUGCUAGCUGGUCUAGAAGCCUCAUUGAAUAAGAUGUACACAGUGCUACAGCCAGAAUACUUUUUAAAGCCACUACAUUGGCUACCGGUGAUGCAUUGAAUUGAUUUUACAACUCCUCCCAUAUCAGACAGGUUAAUCACUGACAUGUAUAGCUGAUAACUGGGCUAUACAGCAUAGUAUAACAUUUUUAUGGGUGCUAUAAAUCUGUGCCGUUGAAUUCUUUCAAGAAAAGCGUUAAGAAGUCCUGCAGACAUACAGUGAUUCACAGCAUUGGAAAUCCUGGCAGCUUUUUUGGCCUGAAAGUAUCAUAUAUAUGUUUUAAAAUAUAUCUAAUCUUAAAAGUAUGGGGGCAACCACUGGUAGAGUGGGACCAUUUUCCAGUGGUAUAUGAACCAAUGCACAUGCCAGUAAUCCAUUAAACUCAGAAGGUACGAGUCUCAAAGGCACAUAAUUGCAUUCGACAAAAUACUUUGCAAAGUGGAGAACAAGAGAAAAUUUGCAGGAAAUAACCGUAUUUCAAAAGAAGCUUGACAGUUCAUCUGAAAUAAAACUUAGAACUUUUAAUAAACCAGUGACACAUUUAUCUUAAUCUCAAUAAACUUGUCACCUUAUCACAAUGCAUGCACAAUUCUGCUGUAAGCUGCAGUGCAACAGCACCACUUGCUGGGAGAAAAUGUUAUGGCGGGCAGGCCCUAAUAAAGAAGAAUAGAAUGGGUAAAUUACCUGUUUCCAUUAGCAACAGACUCAUUUGAUUUGAGAAUCUUGUCAGUUGUCAAGUUAGGAUCAUAGGCAAUAUCAAUAUUAUGCCAGUUAGGAUGUUCUCUGUUAAAACAGGUGGGUGCCAUAAUUCAUAUAAUCCAUGUGGUGCCUGAUUAAUGUGGCACCCUGUAAUAUUAAAAUGAUCAGAGUGGUGGCACAAUUCCAUCUACUCUGUGACCUGAUCACAGAAAGUACUCAGAUGUGUUUGUCAGAUUGUUUAUUUAUCCAGUUACGUCAUUCCAGCUUACAUGGACAAACAGGAGAAUUUGGCUAACAAAAAUUGGUCAGGUUAUCAAAAUUGAUAUUUUUACCACCUUCAGACACACUGAAAGCGUAGGGUGCAUGAGUUACACAACUUGUCUUCUGCAUGAACGAGACAUGAGAACAGAACGUUACUAACGACAGGAGGCAUUCGGCUCAACUAGGCUUGUCUGGGUUCCCAGCAGCUGAUUGAUCUCAAAACUUUUUCAAUUAAAGGAUCCCAGUGAUUCUGUUUCAACAACAUGACUAGGUAGCCCAUUCCAUACCCUCACCUGCCUUGCCACUAUUUUCUCAAUCGUAAGCCGUUUAUAUAGGUCUACCUGAGCUGGAGUGACCCAGGUACAACCAACAGGUUCUCGUUUAGAAGGGAGAGGACAGGCAAUGCAUUCUUAAAGUCAGGACAAUUUGUGCUAUUAAAACAACCUUUUAAUUGGAGAACAGCAGUUGACAUUAGCAUGCAUCACAACAUUUAGACUUGUUUGUGUUUAGCGCUCAAAAUCGUCUUUCGGGGCGGGAUUCAGUUUAACUGGCUUAAAUAUAUGAGCUGCCACUGACUGAAGGUUGACAUGAACGAGGGAGGCACCACCCUCGUCCAAUGUUUGUUUUUCUUUUGGUGAUGUACAAAUAUGUCCCUGUCAAUCAAAUGAUCAUAUUUGCAGGAUUCCUGCCUGACACUUUGCAUAGAUAACAUGAGCUUUGACUCGUGAUCAAUCAGCUUUGAGAUGCUCAGUGUGUCCAGGGUCUGAUUUCAAAAGCUGUGGGGAUCUCAAGCAAAUUUCACACUCUAGAUUUCAAUCAGAAAGUAUUAUUACAGUACUGGUGAUCUAGGAAUAGGUAUGCUUCAUUGUUAAUGAUUUUAUAAUUCAUUUUAACAUUAUCUACCUAACAUUAUCACAUGCCACUUCCCCCAUUUAUUGUGCUUAAGAUUUUUUACUUCCUUGUGCCUGAUCACUUCCUGUGCAGUUGCUGUUAGCACAGCAAGUGAUAAAGGUACUCGAUAGCAUUGCGUAUUUAAGAAAUAAUAUCAAAUUAAAAUAAACAAGCAAGAUCUAUCCCAUGCCAGGAGAAGGGGAGCUGUGAUAAUUUUGCUUGUGAUACAUUGAUAAUGAAGCUUUUGUUAUAUUAUACAACAUAUUUAUAAAGAGAAAUUCAACAUAACAGAUAACUAUAAAACCAGGUAUUGUAAUUGUACUACAUAUGAAGUGGUCUUGAGUAAAAAAGGAAAUCAUAGCAAUACAACAGGGUGCAUUUUUGUACCACUGUAUUUUCUGUGUGUUUAAAUGCCCAUGCAGUUGGUUCAGCUUUUUGUCCACUUGUAACAGUGCUAUUUGAAGCUGCCAGUAGGUGGCAGUAUUGUAUAAGGAUUUGUAUGUAUAGAUACCAAAGCACAAAGGAGAGCUAUACAUACAAUAAUUGAAUACCUUUUUUUUUUUGCACAGGAUUGUAAAAACAAACAAACAAAAACUUUUACAAUGGAACUCACUCCAUAUUUUUUACACAACGCUGUAAAGUUUUAAUACUGUAAUUUAACUUUUGGUACAACAAAUCAUGACCAUGUUACUUAUGCUCUUAAUGUGAUUUUUUUUCUGUGUUUGUUUUUUCUACAACAUCUUUGAUAACUGUCAAAGAGAAACACGUGCUACUUUUAAAUAAAUGUAUGUUAUCAACACA
Messenger RNA from Acipenser ruthenus (sterlet), 4679 nucleotides. Its product is annotated as proline-rich protein 5-like. Lineage: Eukaryota; Metazoa; Chordata; Actinopteri; Acipenseriformes; Acipenseridae. The transcript has 9 exons. The record is from RefSeq and is a predicted model, not a curated record. Gene Ontology annotation, cellular component: TORC2 complex. Gene Ontology annotation, biological process: TORC2 signaling. Bases 444 to 1622 code for a protein of 392 amino acids.